AUGAGCGCAGCUGCGACUAUCAUUGUAGACUUUGGGUCCUCCUCCGUGAAGGCUGGGACGGCGUCAGAAUCUCUGCCGUCGCUUAUCUUUCCCAGCGUUGUUGGCGUGCCAGCGAAGAAGACGGGUUUGAUACGACGCAACAAAUUAGCACAGGAUGCGUCACCGCUCGCACCAUUCGUUGUUGGCGCUGAAGCUUUGCACGAGAUGCACCGGGCCACUCUGCACCAUCCCAUCCAGCACGGCAUCGUGAAGGACUGGCCAAGGAUGGAGCAAAUCAUUCACCACACAUUUACGGAGUUUGGGUUGAAUGCGGAGGAAACCUCCCUUGUGUGUACCGAGUCGCUCUUCACGCCAAAGAGCUGCUCGGAGCAGCUGGCCGAGCUGCUGUUCGGAGCGUUCGAUGUGGCCUCGCUGGCGUUUAUUCCCUCCGGAAUAUGCUCUUUGUACGCUAGUGGGCGCACAACUGGCAUCGUUUUAGACUCUGGCGACGGUGUCACACAGGUGACGCCUGUGUACGACUCCUACAUCAUCCGCAACGCGGCCAACCGCUUCAACCACGGCGGCCAAGACGUGACGGAACACCUGCGCACCCUACUGUUUGAGCGGGGAUUGAACUUCACGUCGCCGCAGGACAGGUUGACAGUUAAGGGUAUCAAAGAGCGCCUCUGCUACGUGUCACCCGUGUACGAGAAGGAGCUUCACGAGGAAGAGAAGCAGCAUCUAUUCGCGCUGCCUGACGGACAGGAGGUGCAUAUUGGACGGGAGGCUUUUCGUGCGCCGGAGAUCCUCUUCUCUCCGCACAUCACCAUGUUGGAGCUCCCCUCGAUGCAGGAUUUUGUUGUUGAUGCUGUGAAGGGCUGCAGUAUCGAUAUUCGCAAGAACAUGCUGUCCAGCAUUAUUCUCAGCGGUGGGAACACCAUGUUCAUGGGAUUUGCAUCGCGGCUGGCGGAGGAGGUGCUGAAGGAGUUCCCGGGCCUCUUCGGGACUGCAAAGGUGAUUGAUGCGCCUGACCGGCUGUACAGCGUGUGGUCGGGUGCGAGUGUGCUGGCGGGGCUUGCGUCGUUCUCCGAGCAGUUGGUGACACGCGACGUGUUUGACGAGAAUGGGCCGGGCAUCAUCCACAGUUAUGGCCACAGUACAAUGACGGGCGAUGAGGAAGAGUUGUCGGCGGAAGAGGGGAGGUGA
Trypanosoma grayi is the source of this 1185-nucleotide messenger RNA. RefSeq names its product putative actin. The transcript has a single exon. Bases 1 to 1185 code for a protein of 394 amino acids. NCBI's taxonomy places the organism in Eukaryota, Euglenozoa, Kinetoplastea, Trypanosomatida, Trypanosomatidae. The record is from RefSeq and is a predicted model, not a curated record.